AUGGCAGCGAUGAAUACUGAUAUGGGAGGCUUAGGUGGCAGGCCGACAAAUCCACAAGCAAAUCGUUUUGGAACUGCCUUGCAUGGUGCUGGACCAGGACUCAUUCGUACUGGGCUAGAAGCAUAUGGGGGGAGGUUUUUAGAUUCAAGUUCUGAGUUUAUGCAGAGCAAUGUAAAUUUGUACACAGGUUUCAUGUUUAGAGAUCAGUGUAUCUAUCUUGGAGCUAGAAAGGCUAAACCUCACUCUUUUUUGUCAGAUAACACAAUAUUUGUCCGACCCUCAGUACUACUUUCAAGUCAACAACCAGUAUGUGAGGAACAAACUGAAGGUUAUCUUGUUCCCUUUCUUGCACAGGUAGGAGGAAGGCUGUCCUACAAACCUCCAGUCCAGGAUAUCAAUGCACCAGACUUGUACAUCCCUUUGAUGGCUUUUGGCACCUACAUUGUAGUUGCUGGGUAUGCCUUGGGUGUUCUUGGAAGGUUUACCCCUGAGGCACUGACCCUACAGUUCUCUAAAGGGAUACUUGGCUGGUUUCUGCAAGUCAUCCUCAUCAAAGGUCUGCUGUACUCCCUGGGCAGCGGUGAAGCUCCAUUGCUGGACAUCAUGGCAUAUGCUGGAUAUGGUUUCGCCGGCACUUCCCUUGCAAUGCUGGCCCGUAUCUUCUGGAGCUAUCUGUAUUACUUCAUCAUGCCAUGGUUCUGCAUCUGCACAGGAGUUUUCCUUGUGAAGACCAUGAAGAGGAGUUCAAGAGUGAAGGGAGGCAGGGAGCUUUAA
Messenger RNA from Miscanthus lutarioriparius, 774 nucleotides. Lineage: Eukaryota; Viridiplantae; Streptophyta; Magnoliopsida; Poales; Poaceae. The record is from the annotation of a GenBank genome assembly.